AUGGUGACCGCGCAUGGUAAAGACAUUUGGGUCGGUGAUCUAGUCGAGAAUAACAUUGGCAACUGUUAUCUUUUAAGUAAGUUUGUCACAGUUGCAAAGCCAAAUUCACCUGGAAAUCAUGUUGUUUGUGAGGCUUUCGAGGUCUUACAUGGUGGUUUGUCAAGCGGUAACCAUAUGCCGUUUUUGGAUUCAAACACGAACUUUGGAAUUGUUCCCGAGAAGCAUUAUUUAGCAGUAGACCAUAUUGAUAAUGUUAUUUCGAAGCUACCAAAUUUCAAAGGAGAUGGAUGUACCGUAGAAUACAAUACUAACGGCGAAAUCUGUCUUGUGGCAUUUGGUCUUAAUGGUGAUAUUUAUAACCUUUGGAACGGUCUUCAUUUCAGCACAAAGUUUAAGAGAGUUCGACCUAGCAGUCCCAAUGUCCAACAACUAAUGAAAGUCAUUAUCUCGCCCAUUAUCCUCUGGUCUGAUGACACUUCUGGUAACAAAUCCAAGCAGUACAAUGUAUUUGAUAGCUACCUGAUGUACUUGGCUGCAAUGCCCAUGGAAGAGAGAAAUCACCGUGAGAAUACCAUGUUCAUUUGUACUUCUGACAAGAACUUGAAAGCUGUCAAUAUGGUAAGCUCUCUAGUUGAUGAUCUCGCAAAGCUGGAAGAUGGAAUUGAGGUGUAUUCUUACGAUCAUGGUGAAUAUAUUCUUUUGGUCGCGCCUCUACUCUUGUUGACGGCUGAUAACCCAAGACAUUCAGAAUUAGCUAUGCACAAAGGUACUAAUGCUAGACAUCCAUGCCGUGCGUGCUUACGUCCUAAGCCAAAGAAACUAUCUGAUUUACUUCGAUCUGAUGAAGGUUCCGACGUGGCAUAUAUCUCCCACGACUAUCCCAAGAGACGGUUAGAGGAUCUUCACGAAGUUGUUCAGUGCAAAGUAAAUGAUCCACAACGCUUCAAAAUGUUGGAUCAAACAUACAGUUUUUCCGUCAAUGGUAGUGAGGCAUUUCUUCGUCUUAAUGCUUUCGAUCCCACCAGGGAUUGUCCUGUAGAAGUCCUCCAUACGGUUUCACUUGGUUGCGUUAAAUACCUUGUCGAUUAUCUUACCAAAACGGUCCUCUCUCCAUCCGAGAUAGUCACUCUUGAUGCGGCUUUGCAAUCCUCAAGAAAUCGUGAUGCUUACCCAAGAACCUUUAGACGUAGUCUUCGUCACAGUGGUUCCUUUGUUGGUAGAGAUUACAAGCAGCUGGUACAAGUUCUUCCUACGGUUCUUAACAGGGUGUUUACUGACGAAAAUCAAUUUGGUUUAUUUAAAAGAUGCUUCACAUCCUUGGCAAAGUUGUGUUCAUUGAUCUACAUUCGUGGUGUGGAAUCUAACUUUGACAAAUACAUACUUUGGUUCGAAAAUGCAUUGAAGGAUUUCACAUACCAUUUGUACGGUCUGGAUAAUUCCAUUUGUCAAACCACACAAUCGAAGCCCCCGUUAUUCUCGUUACGUCCUAAGGUGCACAUGCUGUAUCAUUUGCUUGAGGAUAUCAAACGAUUUGGUUGUCCUUUACAAUACGAAACAGAAAGCUCUGAACAAUUCAAUAAGUUUAUUCGUGAGCAUCUGUUUAUGACUAACAGACAAUAUACUUCUAGAGAUGUUGCGAAGCGUUUCGGAAAGCAGUUCAUCUGUCGACAGAUAUUUAAUGGGUUUUCUUUUAAUUACACAAAAGAAUGGAAAGAGAAUGGCUUCAAGUACGUAAAAGUAGUUCGUGGUGAAACAGGUAUUGCCAUCAAAGCUAUGCAAUCGGAAAAUUCGCAGUUUAAGAAGCAUUUCUUUGGUGCAAGAAAGAAUAUAUCUGACAGCUAUUACGUUUCCAAGACGGUCAUUGUUGCUGGUUUGACAGGCUUAUUUCAAACGGAAACUGGCUUAUCAUUAGGUCGGGUUGAGGAGGAUGACAAUAAAGUCCUACACUUAUAUAAAUACUUGUUUGUCAAGGAAGGAGAUCUGGGUGAGGGUCGCUGGCUGUCGACUGUUCAAGUAGAUCGCCUCGGCAAUGUAUUGAUUCACCCGAGCAACAUCGUCCCUGUUGGUAAAGAUUGGAAAUGCAAAGAUGUAAUGGACUUUGGUUUUAUUUUUGACCAGCAAAGAGACAUUCGGUUGAUCAACAUCUCAAAGUUUGGCACGUACUGGUCUUUGAUAGUAAAUUUGCAAUAA
This is a messenger RNA of Mucor mucedo, 2190 nucleotides long. RefSeq lists its product as uncharacterized. The transcript has a single exon. Bases 1 to 2190 code for a protein of 729 amino acids. The record is from RefSeq and is a predicted model, not a curated record. NCBI's taxonomy places the organism in Eukaryota, Fungi, Mucoromycota, Mucoromycetes, Mucorales, Mucoraceae.